Molecule: messenger RNA, 670 nt
Organism: [Torrubiella] hemipterigena
Lineage: Eukaryota; Fungi; Ascomycota; Sordariomycetes; Hypocreales; Clavicipitaceae
Source: the annotation of a GenBank genome assembly
AUGCGCACUUCUACCCUCCUGACUAUUGCUAGUCUCUCGACGGCAGCACUGGGCGAAGACUUUGACUAUGUCAAGGCCGUGUCUACCAUGCCAGAUUGUGGCUGGGGUUGUCUGAUUGAGGUAUCUGGUGUCAUUGGAUACACAAACCCUGCAAAGCCUUGCAAGGGAGAAGGACCCAAUGAUCUCUAUACCCAGUAUCUCAGCAAGGGCACCGGUGCUAUUGCCAAGUGCAGUGCUUCCGAUAAGCAAAGGCUGGUCGAUACAAUCACGGCAGUCUGUGUCGUCGGCAUGGCAGACGCCAUCGCCGGUGAAAGAGCAGAGAAGCAGGCCGAGGAAUAUGCGCAUUACGUACGACUCAAAGCCCGCCAGUUUGCUCCGGAGCUUACAGCAGGCGAUGGAUGGGAUGAGGGCGGCGAACACCGUGGUUACUGGGACGGAAAGCCGACCAAGUCCGGCUCCUCUAGUUCGGGUUCGGGUUCAUCCAGCUCUGGCUCUUCCAGUUCCAGUUUCAGUUCCACAGGUUCCGGUUCGGCGAGCCUAAGCACUGGAAAACAGAGCAGUGCCGUGGGUGUUUCAUCGAGCAUGGCGCUGCUGGCUGGUCUGUUUUUCAUGUCGCUGUAAAGACACGUAUCAAACUGGCAGAAUUAUAAACACAGCACUUUAAACCGUU